AUAAACAGUAAUGAUUAUUUUCUGUGUUUAAAUCUCAAGUCUACCACUACACACAUUCAUAUAAGAGCAAACCUUUGAUGUGCUAACCAAACACCAAAAAAAAAAAGAGAAGAGCUCAAGAAUAAGAAAGAAGAAGAAAAUGGCCAAAGUAGUAUCAGAGAAGAUGAAGCUUGUGGUGGCAUUGAUCACACUUCAGUUCUGUUUUGCAGGCUUCCACAUUGUCUCCAGAGUUGCUCUUAACAUUGGUGUCAGCAAAGUUGUGUACCCUGUUUAUAGGAAUCUUCUUGCCCUUCUCCUUAUAGGUCCUUUCGCUUACUUCCUUGAAAAAAAGGAAAGGCCUCCACUCACUAUCUCUUUACUGGUUCAGUUUUUCCUCUUGGCACUCAUUGGAAUCACAGCAAACCAAGGAUUCUAUCUAUUGGGACUGUACUAUGCAACUCCAACUUUUGCUUCCGCAAUGCAAAACUCUGUUCCUGCCAUCACUUUCAUCAUGGCUUGUGCCCUACGGUUGGAGCACAUAGACUUGGUGAAGAAACACGGUGUGGCCAAAGUAUUGGGAACCCUAGUGAGCAUCGGUGGAGCCACAGUGAUCACAUUGUACAGAGGGUUUCCUAUGUUUCACAAGGGCCUUAACUUGCAUGAGGAUGAAGAGACAGUAUCUAACAAAUCUCAGAACUGGACAAUGGGAUGGUUAUACCUUAUGGGACAUUGUCUGUCAUGGGCUGGUUGGAUGGUUCUUCAAGCUCCUGUGCUAAAGAAGUACCCAGCAAAGCUUACACUAACAUCGUUCACAUGUUUCUUUGGCCUGGUUCAGUUUCUGGUCAUUGCUCUGUUUGUGGAAACUGAUCUCAAUAACUGGAUCAUUGUCUCUUGGGAAGAGCUCUUCACCAUCCUAUAUGCUGGAAUAAUAGCGUCAGGGUUAGUAGUUUAUCUUCAGACAUGGUGUAUCUACAAAGGCGGUCCUGUCUUUGUAGCAGUCUUCCAGCCUCUCCAGACACUUCUUGUUGCUGCAAUGGCGUUUCUUGUUCUUGGUGAUCAGUUGUACUCUGGAAGUGUUCUUGGUGCAGUGUUCAUAAUGCUGGGACUCUACUUAGUUCUUUGGGGAAAGAAUGAAGAAAGAAGACAGAAGGUUGAAGAGACAAGUCAACAAGAUCCAGAGUCUCUAACCAAACAUCUACUCGAGGAACACUGAUUCUGAAUUGUUUACACUUCUCUGUACAUACACACACAAGAACUUGGCCAAGACAGCUGCUCCUCAAGUGGGUCUUUUUUUUUAUUGGGGUCAAAAUGGGUCUUUACACUUUUCAUACAAUGAAUCAAUAUUCUAGUCGUUUUACUUUUUGAGUUGUAAUCAAAAUUGGGUUGCAAUUAAUGAAUAAAAUGAAAAGAAGAUUAAAACUGAAUCAAAGUUGACAAUGAAGAAGGUAAAAUAGUAUUUUAUGUUCUGGUUUUUGGUCUGGUUGUUGACAGACCAAUGAGCUGGUGAAACUAAAUAUUCAUGCAACUAUGUACUGUAUAUUAAGCUUUUAUACAACGAAUCUGUAACAUUUGAGUCGAAGCACUUGAAGUCUCUGGUGAACCACCACCUGCAAUCAGGAACCUCUUGCUCACCAGACACCUGACAACACAUAAAGCAUCAAUGUACAUCAGCAGCAUGGCUCCCCUUCUUGUCAAAAACCAAACCUUUCACAGUGUCAGUGUGUAUCAUCCACUCUCACCAAGCUACUUAACAAUCUUGAUAUCAAGCAAAUCCACUAUCUCUGGCUUGUCCAGAUCAAUAACCGAAAGAACUGCAUCUACAAGCUAA
Molecule: messenger RNA, 1807 nt
Organism: Raphanus sativus (radish)
Lineage: Eukaryota; Viridiplantae; Streptophyta; Magnoliopsida; Brassicales; Brassicaceae
Product: WAT1-related protein At3g18200
Exons: 6
Coding region: 140-1192 (350 amino acids)
Cellular component (GO): plasma membrane
Molecular function (GO): transmembrane transporter activity
Source: RefSeq, a predicted model, not a curated record